Thamnophis sirtalis is the source of this 2334-nucleotide messenger RNA. It is a transcript of the gene OLFM1, whose product is annotated as olfactomedin 1. The record is from RefSeq and is a predicted model, not a curated record. Gene Ontology annotation, biological process: signal transduction. NCBI's taxonomy places the organism in Eukaryota, Metazoa, Chordata, Lepidosauria, Squamata, Natricidae.
CUUCUCCGCCCGAUCCCCCGCGCCCCUCACCUUCUCCUCCUUCCUCCUCCUCCUCCACCUGCUUUCCCAACUUUUGGCAGCGGCGGAGGGGAGACCGCCCUUCCGGGCUCGCCUGAGCUCUGCUUCCCGCCAACCUCUUCCCGGCCCGGGAGCCAUCGGCAGGGCAGGCGGGCGACGGAGAGGAAGCCGGGUCGGGGGAGCCGCGCUCGGCAAGGAUGCCCGCUGCCUCCAGCCAUCCCGCCCCGGGCUGCUAAACCGCCAGCCGCCGCCGCCGCCGCCGCCCCAGAGCCUGUCAGCACCUCCUCGGCGGGGCUGCGAAGGGAGUCGGGAGCGCGGAGUCGCCUGAACCGGAGGACGCGGCUGCCGCCGCCGCCGAUGCCCGUGGUUGGAGCCGCCCGCCGAAGCCAUGCCACCCGCCCGCAAGCUGCUCAGCCUUCUGGUCCUGCUGCUGAUGGGCACCGAGCUCAGCCAAGUGUUGCCUACCAACCCUGAGGAAAGCUGGCAGGUGUACAGUUCUGCUCAGGACAGUGAAGGACGAUGCAUCUGCACAGUGGUAGCACCUCAACAGACGAUGUGCUCACGGGAUGCCAGGACAAAGCAGCUGCGGCAACUCCUGGAAAAGGUACAGAACAUGUCCCAGUCCAUAGAAGUCUUGGACAGGCGAACUCAACGGGAUCUUCAGUAUGUGGAGAAAAUGGAAAAUCAGAUGAGAGGCUUGGAAUCCAAGUUCAAGCAAGUGGAAGAGAGUCACAAGCAACACCUGGCCAGACAGUUUAAGGCGAUAAAAGCGAAAAUGGAGGAGCUUAGGCCCUUGAUCCCAGUCUUGGAGGAGUACAAGGCCGAUGCCAAAUUGGUUUUGCAGUUUAAAGAGGAGGUGCAGAACCUGACGUCGGUUCUGAACGAGCUCCAGGAGGAAAUUGGCGCCUUUGACUACGAAGAGCUCCAGAGCAGAGUCUCAAAUCUUGAAGAGAGGCUGCGGGCAUGCAUGCAGAAAUUAGCGUGUGGGAAAUUGACUGCAAUAAGCGAUCCCAUCACCGUAAAGACCUCCGGUUCAAGGUUCGGCUCCUGGAUGACGGACCCCUUGGCUCCCGAGGGUGAAAGCAAGGUCUGGUACAUGGACAGUUAUCACAACAACCGAUUUGUCCGCGAGUACAAAUCCAUGUCGGACUUCAUGAACACGGAUAACUUCACCUCUCACCGCCUUCCCCACCCGUGGUCUGGCACCGGCCAAGUGGUCUACAACGGCUCCAUUUAUUUCAACAAAUACCAAAGCCACAUCAUCAUCCGGUUCGACUUGAAAACGGAGACCAUCCUCAAAACCCGUAGCUUGGACUACGCCGGCUACAACAACGUCUACCAUUACGCCUGGGGUGGCCAUUCAGACAUCGACCUCAUGGUGGACGAGAAUGGGCUGUGGGCCGUCUACGCCACCAACCAAAACGCGGGGAACAUUGUGAUCAGCAAGCUGGACCCCAACACCCUGCAGAGCCUUCAGACCUGGAACACAAGUUACCCCAAGCGCAGUGCCGGCGAAGGCUUCAUCAUUUGCGGCACGUUGUACGUCACCAACGGCUACUCCGGAGGGACCAAGGUGACCUACGCUUACCAGACCAACAGCUCCACUUACGAGUACAUAGACAUCCCGUUCCUAAACAAAUACUCCCACAUUUCCAUGCUGGACUACAACCCUAAGGACCGAGCCCUCUAUGCGUGGAACAAUGGCCACCAAAUACUUUACAACGUCACCCUUUUCCACGUCAUCAGGUCUGACGAGUUGUAGUCCUUUUUGGGGGGUGCAGCGAUGGGACUGAAGGCUUCACGCACAGCAAACCCCGAGAGCCGACGGCUGUCAGGGACACGUACUUUAAACAAUCAAAAGGGGAGUUUCAAAACGGAGCAGCUGCCAGACUGGAAACAGAGAGGAUGAGACCUGAGUUAAAACUGCAAGAUGAGAACUUAACCUCUCAAAUGUCAAACUACUAUUAUCAAACAACAGGAAAAAUAAUAAUAAAAAAACAUGCUACUCAUUUGCAGCUGGAACUGCACUUGAAAAAUACUUUCCAGCCACUUUUUCAGGGUGGAGCUGGGGUGGUUGUCCCCCCCCCCCCCAAUCCUAUGUUCCAAUAGCAGAGCUGUAGUUACAGAGUGCGAUGAAAGGCAAUGACUGUUGGACAUUCCUUAGGGGUUACCUGGGCUUCUUGUUCCCCCUCUUUUCUUUUUGCCUUUGUUUUCUUCUUGAUGUGUUGCAUGGACACUUCCCUACAUCACAGAGAGUGGCGAUGAAUGUCUGGGGGUUGUUUGACAGCGUACAGUUGAUUCACACUAGCAGAGUUU